Messenger RNA from Drosophila biarmipes, 608 nucleotides. RefSeq names its product ribonuclease P protein subunit p20 (gene Rpp20). Gene Ontology annotation, biological process: tRNA 5'-leader removal. The record is from RefSeq and is a predicted model, not a curated record. Gene Ontology annotation, cellular component: nucleolar ribonuclease P complex; ribonuclease MRP complex; nucleus. NCBI's taxonomy places the organism in Eukaryota, Metazoa, Arthropoda, Insecta, Diptera, Drosophilidae. Gene Ontology annotation, molecular function: nucleic acid binding. The coding region runs from base 99 to 608 and encodes 169 amino acids. The transcript is spliced from 2 exons.
GUUGGGCAACCCUCGCUUCGGAGUGCAGUGCGGAGUCCGAAAUUGUGACACGCGCAGAUGGGAAACAGAGGUCGCCUUCUCCGCCGCCGCCGCCGUUGAUGAUGGGCAGCAAUCCGCCCGAGCACGGGACCAAGCCGAGAUCCACCCGAAGCCACAACAACAGACCGCAGAACCACCGAGUGGUGCGCAAGCAGCCGCCGCGUCCCUCCGUCAGCGACCGCCACAACAUCUACAUCACCAGCAAGACAGACUUCAAGGCCCAGCAGCGCCGCUGCGAGGAGCUGCUCAACUCCGGCGCCCGCGAGAUCUUCCUGCAUUGCAUGGGCUUCUCGGUCACCCGAGGCCUCAAUCUCGCCCUGCGCCUUGUCCACAACUCGGAGGGCGCCCUCAGCUACGCCAUCAACACGUCCACCGUCCAGCUGGUGGACGAGCUGCAUCCGCUGUGCGAUGCCGAGGACAUAGCCUUCCGCCAGCGCAACAACUCGGCCCUGCACAUCAAGAUCUUCAAUCGCAGCCUCUUCGACAUCGUUGUGCCGCAACCGUCGCAGUCGCAAACGCAAGCCCAGUCCCUGGGACAGUUCCGGGGCAAGCCGAAGGCCAGACAGUAG